This is a messenger RNA of Thermothielavioides terrestris NRRL 8126, 252 nucleotides long. RefSeq lists its product as uncharacterized. The annotation marks the transcript as partial. Lineage: Eukaryota; Fungi; Ascomycota; Sordariomycetes; Sordariales; Chaetomiaceae. The record is from RefSeq and is a predicted model, not a curated record. The transcript has a single exon.
GUAUACGUCUAUAUCAACGACAUUAUCAUCGCUAGUAAGAGUAUAGAGGAGCACCUCAAGUACGUUGAGAUGGUUCUUAAUAUCCUCGACAAAGUAUACAUUUAUAUUUCGGUAGAAAAAUCCUUCGUAGCCUACCCGUCAAUGAGACUACUUGGCUAUAUAGUCAAUGGCGAAGGAGUAGCCAAGAUAGACGACAAGAUCGCUAUAUUUAAGAAACUUAAGUUCCCCAAUACCCUCGAGACCUUGGAAUAG